Messenger RNA from Phyllostomus hastatus (greater spear-nosed bat), 3168 nucleotides. It is a transcript of the gene SEPTIN10, whose product is annotated as septin 10. Bases 139 to 1599 code for a protein of 486 amino acids. The transcript has 11 exons. Gene Ontology annotation, molecular function: GTPase activity; GTP binding; molecular adaptor activity. Gene Ontology annotation, biological process: cytoskeleton-dependent cytokinesis. NCBI's taxonomy places the organism in Eukaryota, Metazoa, Chordata, Mammalia, Chiroptera, Phyllostomidae. Gene Ontology annotation, cellular component: septin ring; septin complex; cell division site. The record is from RefSeq and is a predicted model, not a curated record.
GCGUCCCGAGCGACUGGCUUGUUCAGCCCUCGCUGGCCCCCUCCUGGCUCCCUCCGUUAGGACGUGCUAGUCUGGGCUUGGCCGAGACCGCUGUUCUGCCGGCCCUCAGCCUGCUUCCCUCAGCUACCACCCGGAACCAUGACGUCUGAGGAGGCGCGGCACCUGCUCUUCCAGUCUCACAUGGCAACAAAAUCUUGUAUGUCCUCCCAGGUAUCUGAUGAUGAAAAGAGAAAAAGAGAAAAUAUUCGUUCUUUGACUAUGUGUGGCCAUGUUGGUUUUGAGAAUUUGCCUGAUCAGCUGGUCAACAGAUCAAUUCAGCAAGGCUUCUGUUUCAAUAUUCUCUGUGUUGGGGAGACUGGAAUUGGAAAAUCAACGCUGAUUGAUACAUUGUUUAAUACUAAUUUUGAAGACCAUGAAUCCUCACAUUUUUACCCACAUGUUAGACUUAAAGCUCAGACAUAUGAACUCCAAGAAAGUAAUGUUCGAUUGAAAUUGACCGUUGUGAAUACAGUGGGAUUUGGUGACCAAAUAAACAAAAAAGAAAGCUACCAACCAAUAGUUGAUUACAUAGAUGCUCAGUUUGAGGCCUAUCUCCAAGAAGAACUGAAGAUUAAGCGUUCUCUCUUUAACUACCAUGAUUCUCGUAUCCAUGUGUGCCUCUACCUCAUCUCACCAACAGGCCACUCUCUGAAGACACUUGAUCUCUUAACCAUGAAGAGCCUUGACAGCAAGGUGAACAUUAUACCAGUGAUUGGCAAAGCAGACGCAAUUUCUAAAACUGAAUUACAGAAGUUUAAGAUCAAGCUCAUGAGUGAACUGGUCAGCAAUGGUGUCCAGAUAUACCAGUUCCCAACAGAUGAUGAAACUGUUGCUAAAAUCAAUGCUUCAAUGAAUGGACAGUUGCCAUUUGCUGUUGUAGGAAGUAUGGAUGAGGUAAAAAUUGGAAAUAAGAUGGUCAAAGCUCGCCAGUACCCUUGGGGUAUAGUACAAGUGGAGAAUGAAAACCACUGUGACUUUGUGAAGCUCCGGGAAAUGCUCAUUUGCACAAAUAUGGAGGACCUGCGAGAACAGACCCACUCUAGGCACUACGAACUGUACAGGCGCUACAAACUGGAGGAGAUGGGCUUUACUGAUGUGGGCCCAGAGAGUAAGCCACUCAGUCUUCAAGAGACCUACGAAGCCAAAAGACACGAGUUUUAUGGGGAACUCCACAGGAAGGAAGAAGAGAUGAAGCAGAUGUUUGUGCAGCGAGUAAAGGAGAAAGAAGCCAUACUAAAAGAAGCUGAAAGAGAGUUACAGGCCAAAUUUGAUCACCUCACAAGAGUCCACCAAGAAGAGAGAAUGAAACUUGAAGAAAAGAGAAGACUUUUGGAAGAAGAAAUAAUCUCUUUCUCUAAAAAGAAAGCUACCUCUGAGAUAUACCAGAACCAGACCUUUAUGGCGAUGGGCAGCAACUUGAAGAAAGACAAAGACCGUAAAAAGGAACCAGGCUAUCGAUUCGAACUCCUGUGCUUUGAUGUCAGAGCUUGUGAAACCAAUGGUGGACGUAAAGAUGCAGAGGAAGGUAGAGAGGGUACCAGUACAAUGGGGUGGCCAUGAGUAGCAUUUGGAUGAUAUUCUCAAGGCUUAUAGGUUUGGGGUAUGUGUUACAAUCGAACUUAACCAAAGUUUUAGAAAAUAAGUUUUUUUUUCCUCUUUUGUACUUUGUACAAAAAGAACAAAAUUCUCCCACUUAAAGUUUCUCCCACUUAAAAUGUCCCCAUCAGUUUGCCUAUCUGACUAUUCUCAUAAUUCAUCAUUGACUUGUAUUGGGAAUGUUUCUUUGUGGGUUUUUGCCUCAAUUUACUCCAACUAUCUCUGCUCUAGCAGCAUCAAGUCCUCCUUAUGUUCCUCACAGAGCAACACUUCUGGUUAAUUUUAUCACCCAGCUUACGAUAUUUUGCCAUAUAUAAUGUGCAGUUUUUUGCCAAAAUUUUUGAGGGAAAAAUAAGGAUGUGUAUUUUACAUAGGUAGUACUAAUUCCAUAUCUAGAUAAAUGUUUUCAAUUAUUUUAUUUAUGCUUAUGCCUUAAAAGUGUAGCUCUAGUUUUGUAAUUACUUGUUACAUAAAAUUUCUUGUGCCAUAAUAUAUUUAAAAAAUGCUAAUAUUUCUUUAUAAUACAAAAAAAACCCAGUAUCUAAAUAUAAAUAAAUAAAUAAUUGAACUCAAAAAUUAAAACGAAAGAUUUUUUCCCUGAAAGUUUUGGCCAAAAACAUGGGCAUGCAUUAUACACGAGAGCACAUUAUGCAUGACAAAAGUAUGGUGCUUCUAACCUAGCAUUUUCAGAAUAUUGUAACUCAGUUUCAUAAUAGGAAAACAUUCAUUUGGUCCAUGGUAGCUUACCAAUUUUGAACUAUGGAGAAGUAAAUCCAGAGGGUUUUAGUGUAUUUCAUUGACCUGUGGAUUUUACAGCUUUUGAUGGAAGACAGAGGAAUUCUCAUAAAUGAUAUUUUAAUAUAAGCUCCACAGGGGCAUGGAUUCUAAGUUUUCUUCAUGGAUGUAUCCCUUCCCAAAGCCUAGAACAGUGUCUGGUACAAUAGUGGGCAUCCAUUAUUUGUCAAAGGAAUAAUAUGACGUUUAUUCAAAUAUUGAAUUUAAAAAGAUAAAACAAUAAAUGUAAUUUAUUAUUGCUUUUCAUUAUGCUUUGUCUUACAAAGCUAUGGGACCUAUUACCUUCUUUUUAUCUUAAUCCAAUGUUAAUAAAAUUGGAUUCCCCCAUAUUUAUUUUAUAUAUGAAAGACAAUUUACACUUACCUUGUGGAAAUUAUCAUCCUCCUUCACUUGAGAACCAUUGGUAUGAGCUGUUGCUGACAAAAUCAGGGCCAAGCCCAUAGCUUUUUGAGAGCCCAGAAUUCAUCCUCAAGAAAAUAGAGUUUGGUGGAGGGGGGUUUGCCUCUCUUUCCAAAGUUCCAUAGUUAGAUAUUCUACAGAAUAUUAAUUAGAUGUAUACUUGUUCUUUGUGGAAAAGUUUUGUAAAACUAAUGAUUCUAGUAAUUUUUAUUUCUUAUAUGGUUUUAUAUUGUGCCAAUCAAAUAUUUUUUUUCUCUUUCCAGCUCCAAUUUUAUGUAAAACAAAUGUUACAGAUCACAGAAGGUCUUCACAAGCAAAGUUAUUAAAAUGUUAGAAGUA